GUGGACAGUUCAGAAAGAGAAAACAGAUUGCAAAAAGGUGAAUAUUGUAUUCAUUUUGUCUGCAUUAUUAUGUUGCCAUAAACACUUCUGUUUUUAUUUUAUUGUUAUAAGUAAAUAUUUACAGGACUGAUUUUGUGGCUGUUGUUCAUCCUUUAGGCCUUGCACAUAUCCCAGAAUCCUUCACACAUAUCCCAGCAUCCGUCACACAUAGCCCUGUAUAAGACUUUACAAAUAUCCUGACAUGUCUGUUCACAUUUGCAACAUAGUGUGGCUCCAAGUUAUAGACCUGUUUUCUCAUGGAUGGAGUCCUGUUUUGUCUUUGCUUUUGCCCAGUCAGUAAAUAUAUUUAAUAAAGAAAAUGUGGACUUUAUUUGCUUUGGUGUGUAUUUAUAUACAUCGUACCAGGGAUUGUACGGCAAGAGGGAGACAUUUGAGUGAUGGUUCUUUUUAAAAAAAAAAAUAUAUAUUUUUUUUACAAUUCUCUGCUGUGUUAACCAACUAAGUGAUGGGAGACAUUAACUGCAUGCUCUAUUGCAUGUGAAGGGAGCACUCAUUAUUAGAUUAUUUGCAAUGUCUUUUUAAUAGGUUAUUUUUUUGGAAGUUCUGUAUGAAUAGAAAUUCCGAGUCAAAGUUCUAAACCUGGAGUAGGUCACAAAAACAUUCCAUUUGUUUCUAUUUUUUACUGCUCCAUUCAUAGAACAUUAAUCAUAACUAAUCUAUGUACAUAACCAGCAUAGUGUGUUGACUUUGAUACUCGUUAUCAUUGUGUUUCCUAUAAAUUAAUAAUAAUGCGGAUAUGUUCACGACCCUACAAUACAAGGGGCGAUAUUGACAGAUAGGUACCCUCUAUCAUCACGAUUACCCGACUUACAUCACUCGUUAUAACAUUGAGACCAAUUGUAUCUAUAAAAUGUUUGUGAAACGAUCCUAGACAUUUAUUUACAUGAUAUUCACUGUUUUGAUGUGUAAAGACUAUUGUGGCCUUACACAUAUGUUUGCCAUUUUCACGGACGAAAAAUAAAGAUUAAAAAAAAAAAAAUAAUGCGGAUAUGUGAGGCUGCAACGCUGGAUUUCUGUUGGAAAGCAGUGAUAGAUCUUUUUGUUUUUGCUAACAGCUGUGAUGUUAAACAGUGCAUAACUAUGGGAUAAAAUUUGUACAAAUUUAAUAUAUUCUUUUUCUCUGUUUUUUUUUCUCUUCUUCCCAGAAGUCGUUAAUGAAAAAAUAGAAACGAUAUUAAUAAGUGAGGAAGGUGAAUGCGAUUCUGAUGAAGAGGACAUUCAGGUGGUGGAGAUUGAUCCAGACAACUGUGCAGGUGUGAUGCUAUGUAAUAUAAUGGAUCAGGAGGAUUUACUGUGAUAUCUGUGAAUACAAUAUGUCACCGUAUUUAUCAUGAUAAAUGGGUGCAGACCUGGGGUGUUGUGCUACGUUAAGCAAUAAUCUGAAACGUAUCGUUCAAUUCUGUCGUUGCUCUAUGUUUCUGACUUCUUCCAUUUUUAUAUGUAAAAAUAUGGUUUCUUAUAUCAAGGGCCUUGGGCCGAAAUCCAUCAUUAUGAAAAUCAUAUCCUUAAAGCAGACCUGUCACUUGGCAUUUUUAAAUAAAUAUGCAUCCUGUAAAACACUCUAAAAUGUUUCAUUUAACAGUUAUUGCAAUUCUAACAAAAAUAGGCCAAAAAUUACUAGCUCUCUAGUCAAUAAGCCAAUGUAUAUUUUUGAAUAACAGAUGGUUUUAGUAGCACUAUGGCAAGGCAAACCUUUUUAAAGGGACACUAUAUUCACCUGAACAACUUUAGCUAAAUGAAGCAGUUUUGGUGUAUAGAACAUGCCCCUACAGCCUCACUGUUCAAUCCUCUGCCAUUUAGGAGUUAAAUCCCUUUGUUUAUGAACCCUAGUCACACCUCCCUGCAUGUGACUUGCACAGCCUUUCAUAAACACUUCCUGUAAAGAGAGCCCUAUUUAGGCUUUCUUUAUUGCAAGUUCUGUUUAAUUAAGAUUUUCUUAUCCCCUGCUAUGUUAAUAGCUUGCUAGACCCUGCAAGAGCCUCCUGUAUGUGAUUAAAGUUCAAUUUAGAGAUUGAGAUACAAUUAUUUAAGGUAAAUUACAUCUAUUUGAAAGUGAAACCAGUUUUUUUUUUUUAAUGCAGGCUCUGUCAAUCACAGCCAGGGGAGGUGUGGCUAGGGCUGCAUAAACAGAAACAAAGUGAUUUAACUCCUAAAUUACAGUGAAUUGAGCAGUGAAAUUGCAGGGGAAUGAUCUAUUCACUAAAACUACUUUAUUAAGCUAAAGUAAUUUAGGUGACUAUAGUGUUCCUUUAAGUCAUUGAUAUACGGUAGCUUCUUUUCAGCUCAACAUCAAUACCUUUCACAAGACUAAAGUGUCAAUAACUAAAUACUGUAUAUCAGGAGCACAUGAUGAUUAUGUCAGAAAAUGCAGAAGAAUAAGUAUCAACUAUACUUUAAACACCAAAGGUGUGUGUAAAUCAAGGACAUUGAUACUUUCCUAACUCCUUUGCAGAAGUUAAAAUUGCUUAUAUUUGUCAGAAAUGUCUUCUGGACAUAAUGUUUCACAGGACCAGUUGGACAGUGAUAUACCUGUCUAUAUGACCAAUUCCCCACUUGAUAGACUGCUCUGUGGAACCCCACCAAGAGACCUGCAGUUAAGUGAGAUAAAAAAAAAGCUCAGUAUCAGUUGAAGCUGAAUUUCGAAACUGAUGUGUUUUCAUAACUUUUAUUGCAAUUAGCAGGACACCAAGAAGAUCCCAACACUAUAUCAAACCGUGACAACCAAGCAAGCCGGAGAGCUGAACAGGACAUUGAAAGUCUUGAUAUCGCUGCAGACACCGGCAGAGGUGAGUGAAAUUUCCAUUAGAAGUUAUUGGACAGGCAUCACAGAUGAAAAUUCUUAUUCGUUUAUUUACUAAAUAGCGAAUUAUAAAACACAUUUAUUGGAAAAAAUGGGUCAAAAUAUCUGAGUUGGCAAAAUUCAACAGCCUUGCUCGAAACAACUUCAUACACAACUUUUCUUAUGGUCUAAAAUGUUCGAAUUCUCACACGUUUCCCAGUUAUAUCGUUCCUGUAAGUGCCAAUACUGGCCCCCCUGAUCAUAGACAGAGACCCAAUCUACUACUUUCAUUAUACAUCAUCCAUGUUUUAACACACUUCGACUUUACUUUGAUAUAUCGGUACAUCAAUGAUAAUAGUUCAUAAUACGGAGUUAAGCAUUACUGUGUAACCCAAAAUCUCACAACAUGUAACAUGUUAAAUUCUGAAACACCUAAAGAUUUAGUCAAACAAAAUAUAAUGAAUUGAAAACAAAAUUCAUUAUAGUUCAUUUCAGUUAUAGUUCAAUAUUUUGUGUUAAAACUCCUGAUUGCCAUGUCAAAUUAGUCAGAUUUAUUUUUUAGCCAUAUUAUAUCCUCUGUUGUUGCAUUCGACACUUUUAGUUAUAACAAUGUUAGGAGACAACAGCAACAGACUCCAAAUGCAAAUGCCUAGUAACAGUUGAUUAACCUACUCAUCAAUUAGGGUUUAUCACGUAAAAAAAUUGAGUAAGGUUAAGGGCCCCAAAUUAAUGAUGUCUUUAAUUCAUCCUAUUAGUCAUUGCUUCAUUUCAAAUCUAGCAUGCUUACGUACAGAGCCCAAUAAAACAAAGCUUUGGUUACUGUCAAAAUCCUUAUGGCCUGCAGAGCAUUUUCCUGCUUGUAUUUCCAUAUGAAGUAACAUUUAAAAUAUAUACCACUCUUUUCUGACAGAUGGACCGAUGAGCAAGAAAGUGUCAGAAGAAUCCCAUGUGGCAGAGUUCAUACAGGAAGAUGGUACGGUCCAGCCCUCUGGAUUUCAAGAGAACUUUGGAGGAAUGCCUUCGAACCUGUUAGAUUCACUUCAAAUCAGAAAUGUCACAUCUACAUAUAGAUCUUAUAAAUCUGAACAAGCCAUACGUGCUUUAAAUAAGACCGUGACUAGUGACCGCAUUGAGGUCCCUUUGAAAACGAAACAUGCAGUCAGUGGUUGUGCAAAGAGUUCCACUGGAAUGUUGGCUUCAGCAGAUCGUCCUGUAUCCGCUCUCGGGAAACCUUAUGCUUGCAAUGACUGUGGGAAAGACUUUGAUUAUAAAUCCAAUUUAAUUAAACAUCAGCGAGCCCAUGCGGUUGAGAAGCCUCUUGGUCGUAAUGAAAGCAUGGUCCAGUCUGGGACCAAACCAAUUUUUUCUGUUUAUCAAAGGACAAAUAGUAGUAGGAAACGUCAUCGAUGUAACUUGUGUGGGAAACAGUUUACCUACAAAUCUCAAUUUACAACGCACCUCAGAACACACACCGGAGAGAAACCCCACAGCUGCAAUCAAUGCGGGAAGAGGUUUGCAUACAAAUCGUAUCUCAUCACACAUCAGAGGAUUCACUCAGGGGAGAGGCCACACAUUUGUACUCAUUGUGGGAGGUGCUUCACGGAUAAGUCAAAUCUACGUAAACACCAAAGUACUCAUUCAGAAGAGAGACCUUACACUUGCCUUAAAUGUGGAAAACACUUUUAUUCCAAAUAUAAUUUUACUGCCCAUCAGAGACUUCACAUGGAGAGGCCUUCUCAGGACAACUAGCUACAAUAAGAAAUGGUGUUUAUAAUAUAUAGGUACUGUGUAUAUAUAAUGGAACAUUACGGCAGGGCACAUAUGCAACACUACAUAGUUACAGUGUUUCUGCAGGCACUCUUUGUGUGACCACUGAAACUGUUAAAAAAAAAAAAAAGAAAUCCCGUUUUAUGGAUUUAUUGAAUAGACUGCAUUGGUAAUACCUCCUGAGAGGUAUUAGGGAAGGGAGAGAUACGGUUAUGGAGGGAUAGAGAGUGUCUAAAGAAAAUGGUUGUUUUAGGAAUGUUUUGGCAACAGAAAUCUACUUGUGGUUGGUUGUGUAGUAGGUAACUUCGUACAGACCAUGCUAAUAAUAAUAAUAGAGAUGGCCUACAAUAGUAUGAUGAGUUCAUAUGAAGUGAUGCAUGUAUCAUUUAUUUUUCUCGUUGGAUGUUUUUUUUUUUUUGUGGAAGACAGCAGGCUUAGGCUGGUAAAAAUGGACUACGUUGAGGUAUAUAGUAAUGUGUGAAUGGUGGGUAGCCACCUCUAUUGUCAUUCCUAGAGUUAUGACAUUCUCUUGAUUGGAAUUGCUAUAGUUGAGAGUUAGCCUGUUUAGAGUAGGGGUGAAAGGGCUGGCAGAGACACCAAUUAUUUUGAUUGUAGUAAAUGUUGCAUUGAAAAUAUCUGCAAAAAAAAUAUUGAUUAAAAAUACCUUUACUUUUCCUUUUGCAGUUAGUCAUUUUGUGGAGCAGUCCAAUGUGAUGGCACUAACUCACAGUAAUCUGUGAAGAAGCCUAUUAGGAGCGAGAGGGGUUUGUAUAGCAUACAAAACAUUUGGAUGUAUAGAGGUGGGAGUACAUAGGGGGACAGGCUUAUAGCUGUGCGAUGUUUAGAAAUUGCUGUAGUCCUUAGCAAUUGUUUACAGGGAGACAAAGAGCAUAGACUGCAAUGGUACUUGGAACCAUUGUCUCAUAAGCCACAAAAUGGCUUCAGAAGUCUCUCAUAGACUGUGUUGAGAAUAUAUUAAUAGAUGUAAUUACCAUACGCAGCAAUCCUAAUAAAACUAAGACUGUGUGCCACUGGAGGGUGAUUGGUCACAAAUUAAAAAAAGUAGGAGGGAUAUUGGGAAACACGUACAAGGUGCAGUUUGUUUACCUGUUGGUCUAACCAAGUUUAGUGUAUAGAUUUCGUAACCGUUUCAUUGGUGGAUCACUGAAAGUUCUGUUCAGAGGAAACAUUGCAUACUUGAGCCACCUAUUCAUACUGUAAAUAUACAGUAAUCAUGUUUGUGAUGCUGAGAGAGCAGGAGCUGACGUGGGACAAACAAAAUUGUGUGCUGUAAAUAAUAAUCUUAUUUAAAGAAAUAGCAAGGAUAAUGACCAGUUAUCUGGGCCCUUCCAGACGGGCACACCGGCCGGUGGAAAACUUGAAUGCAUUCUGUGUGUCCACAAACAGAAUGCCUGGCAAAAACAGACAGACUGAUGGAGCUUCUUGUCAAUCACAAUCCACAACAGCUAGAGUGUAUUCAGUACCCGUGCAUUCGGCAGAUGGCAGGAGCUCCAGGAGAAGGCAUGACAAAGUAUCAGCCCCAUCAACUGAUUUUGUUGCGAGCGAGAAGAAUAUACUUCUUUUGUAUUUGUGCCUGAGAUGUUGCCACUUGAUUGUUCAACAUAAUUUGACUUUGCUAGGAUUAGCAAGUGGUUGUUUUUUUUUUUGGUUGUUUUCUUCUUUUACUGUACCAUAACAGUUUGCAGUAAUAAUCCUGUAGAAGUGUGGUUUAAUGUUGUAACUGGAAUAUUGCACCCAGCUGCAUCUGCAAGUAACAUACUACCUCAUGGCACAUGACAAGAAUAGAUUAAUGCACCCAGUAGUUAUACUAAAGACUGUUUGAACCUUAAUGAUAACAGAAGAAAAGGAGAGAUGUUCCGUGAAGUGUAGGAAUUCAUGAUUGCCGGUAGCAAAACCAAUGGACACCUGGGCAGAACAUGGAGCCUGUCUACCACUUUUGUUCCCAUGGUGUCUAAGCGUGUACAUGUUGCUGGGAGCUUGUGGAUGGUGAGUGCAGUGCAAUUACCUAACCGAGGCCUGUACCCGUGCUAAGACACUGCCUAGAACCUAGAAUGUCCUACAGAAAACCACAGAAGUCAUUUUCUGUGAGAAUGUACUGGUGCUGCCCUUUUAAAGUAAUGAUGCUACCGUGGAAGCGGUACCCAGGAAGAGCACUCAGGAACCCAGGAAGUGUAUUAUGGCUAUUCUGAUAACACUUGUUUCUAUAAUGGCAGAAUAGGUGACAAAGUACUAUAAAAUAUGGUUUGUAUUGAAGUUAUAGUAGAAUAGCAUGGACGAAGACGAUGGCUAAUCUUGAUCAAUUGUUUUUUGUUUUUGUUUUUUUUUAUAACAAAUUAACACAAACUUGUCACUUUGUAAAAACCUCUUUCUUAUUGCUCCUUGUAGACUUAAAUGAUAAUUACUCCUCUUUAUUCAUAUUGAUCAUGUAAAGCCACUAAAAUCCACACAGUUAAAAAAAAAAAAAAAAAAACAACAACCCUUUUUUAAAAGAUACCACUAAUGUUGAAAUAUAUAAUUAGAAUAACAGGUGGUCCAAUGUUUAGCAAAGUGGUUAAAAAACCCCCAACCUUUAUUUAUAGCCAUAAUUAUGUGUCAAUGUUUCUGAUGACUCUAGUCUAGCGGAAGUGAAGGUACAUAGCUCCGGUGUACGAUGUCUCAGAAAGCCAAUAUGUUAUGUCACAGUGGAAUUGUUUUGCUCAGGUUAAAUAGACUUCGAUUCGCUUUGACAUAUUAAGAACCCUAUAAGGACCUAAUUCCGUCUGUGCUGUCCAUGUGUGACCAUGGAAGGUCCUGUUUUAUUUACCAUCAGAAGUUCCAUAACAUUCUGCUGUUUCUAAGGGAGACAAGUAGAGUCUCUACAGACCAGUUUGUUAUGAUGAGAUUGGUUUUGGAUGGGUUCCCUGUAUGCUUGCUGUUCUAUGAAAUCCAAGUACUUGUGUUGUAGCGUUUUUGUUUUGUUUUUUUUCCAUGGAAUCUUUGCAAAUCAUUUGGUCUUUCCUUUUCCUAGUUUAUCAAAUAUCUUUAUAUGUAGAAACUUUGCUGGUGGCCAAUCUCUGUAAUAUCAUAAUCUGGUUUAUCAUGAGUGUACUACAGUACUUUUCCGCGUGUCUAAUAACUUUGUAUCUAGUGUGGCUUGAAGAGGAUAAGUUGUCAUUUGUGGAAGGGUUAGAAAAGUAUAACUUUCAUUGGCAUUGUGUUCAUACUUGUUUCGAAUUCCAAGUUUACAGUUACAACUUUCAUUGGCAUUGUCUUCGUACUUUUGUGGAAUUCCGAGUUUACAGUUAUGAUGUCCCUUAUCUUUUGAAACAUGGUUCAUUUAAACUAGUCAUGUUUAGUACACCUCAAAGCAGGCAGUAAUAGUAUUACAGACAAUGUCUUAUGGUGAAGAUCACUAUAGAAAUACAAUGUCUGGUUCCAUGGUGAUAAAUGAGUCACCACUUAAGGAACAGUGUAACAAAUGCUUGCCCUUCGUAUGAUCAGAGUAGACAUUCUUAUGGCCAUACCACGCAUAUAUCGAUCACCUACCAGAGAACAUUAUUAGUCUUUUCAUAUUUAUAAUAAUGGCAACUGCACUGCUUGAAUUCUUACCACAUAUUCAACUGUUCUACUCAAAAACAAAUCUGAAAAGUGAACUGCAAUAAAAGUAGCUGAAUCUAGUUGAUUGUCCACAAUUUUGAUUAAAAGCACCAGACUUCAAAAACCUCAUAGUGCCAUUUAACCAUGCCACUAGAGACAGGCUCUGCAUCAUGGGAAAUGUAGUUGACAAACAUCUGCAGUGCCAAGGUUAGUCAUUACUGCUACACAAAAGUUAUUUUUUUGGCGCCUUUAGAAAUCGCUGGAUCAUCAAAUUGAAAUACUGUUUUUUUUAUUUUUUUAUUCUGGCUAUAAAUUUAGCUUAACCUUUGCUAAACAGCUAGAUUGUCAGGGACUGUCUCCAUCAUUAUUACCAGUCUGUGCCCUCACACCAUGCGACAGUUAGUGGAGCACAUUAACACUGAUAAUAAAAUAAACCGGGGGAUUAAAAGCUUCUCACUAAAUUGAGAAAUUCCAUUUUUUUGUUUUGUUUUAUUUUUAGCAAUUAGUUGUAAAAGUAUUAGUUCUAAAAGUCACGUUUGUUUUUAUUAUUUAAUGAACACUUUUGUGCUGCCUCCCCCCCCACUCCCCAUUUUUUUUUAGUUGCUAAAUGUAAUAGUUAUUUAUUGUUGCUUAUAUUUAAAAUGUUAUUUCACUACAUCAUGCUGGUUAAUCGAUUGUUCCCCCCCCACCCCACAGUUUAAAACAUGUCACUUGCACAGCUCUUAGCACCAUUAAAUGUAUUUAUUAAACCUAUCUCUAAACUUGUGCAGUUUAUAUAUUAGUCAAUGUU
This is a messenger RNA of Pelobates cultripes (western spadefoot toad), 8993 nucleotides long. The record is from the annotation of a GenBank genome assembly. NCBI's taxonomy places the organism in Eukaryota, Metazoa, Chordata, Amphibia, Anura, Pelobatidae.